CCAGCGGCUGCCUGUCCAUGACCUACUACUUCGAUCGCGAAGCGGCGGCUUUGACGAACUUUGCAGAGUAUUUUCUUCACCACUCUCAGGAGGAGAGGGAACCCGCGGAGCAUGCCAGGAAGCUGGAGAUGGAGGAGGCGGCGGCGGCCCCGAGCCCGGGACCGGGACAGCGCCUGAAGACAAUGGAGUAUGCCUUACACACGCAAACUAGUGUGAGUCAGUCACUACUGGAACUGCACAAGCUGGCCACCGACAAGAACGACGUCCACAUGUGUGACUUCUUUGAGAGUCACGGCCUGAAGGAGUAGGCAGGUGAAAGCCAUCGAAGAGUUGGGCGGCCUUAUAACCAACUUACUUGAGACCAAAGCUCCC
This is a messenger RNA of Equus quagga, 372 nucleotides long. Its product is annotated as ferritin heavy chain-like. The record is from RefSeq and is a predicted model, not a curated record. Gene Ontology annotation, biological process: iron ion transport; intracellular iron ion homeostasis. The transcript has a single exon. Bases 18 to 308 code for a protein of 96 amino acids. Gene Ontology annotation, molecular function: ferrous iron binding; ferric iron binding. Lineage: Eukaryota; Metazoa; Chordata; Mammalia; Perissodactyla; Equidae. Gene Ontology annotation, cellular component: cytoplasm.